UAAACAGGAACCCCGGAAGCACUUGCACGCACGUGUAGCAUGCGUCAACCUUGAGAAACUAGCCUGCGUUUUAUGUCAGCAAGCAAGCCGCUGUAGUGAUGCCAGUUAGACGUGUAUUAUACUCUGCCUACCAGUUGGGGAAUCCCCAACUCAGGAUCUUCAGACCAGACUGGUAUCUCACUCUUGUGAGGCCAGGAAAAGAGCAGCCUCCUGAUACUGUCCAAUUUCGCAUCCCAAUGCAAAUGACCAAAUAUGACUUAAAGAAUUACUUGGAGAAAAUCUACAACAUUCCUGUUGGAGCGGUCCGCACCAGGAUACAGUUUGGGUCCAACAAAAAGAGGAACCAUCUGCACCAGAGGGUUAAGGUGCCAGACUAUAAAGUGGCCUACGUUCAGCUGGCACAGGACCAGAUUUUCACCUUCCCUAACAUCUUCCCCGAAAAAGACCAGACGCCAGCGGAGGGCUCUAUGGAAGAGAUUCGGAACAAGUUCAUAGAGGACGAGAAACAGAGGCAGAAACUCGACCCCAGGAGAGGAGGUGUCACUGAGUGGUUUGGACUCUGAAACAGCCAGAAGAAUGGGAAAUCAGACCCUUCAUAUACGCACUGGUGUUACACUGAGAGCAACAUGUAUUGAUUUGAAAUGCAACUCUUGUGAGGUCACUUUUUUCCCUCCAUGACAUGUGUGUAGAGAAUGAGUUAGUGUGUGGGAGGUUGCAGACAUGUGUUUAGCAUGUUUGCAAGGCUUCCGUCCAGUAACCAGACUCAGAAAAGAAUUAGAGGAGGAGGAGAGUGGCCGGGCUCCAUCUUUAUUGAAAUCAGCCCAACACACUUCUCCAUCACCUCAGAUGACUUUCUUUCUCCUCACUCUUUUCUGCCAUAUCUUUUUUUUAUUCACUCCUCCUUUUUGCCUUUAAUUUUUUUUCUUUACAUGUUUUUCCUCUAUCUCAUUUAUUGUCUCUCCACUUUUCAUUUUGUUGUUAGAUACUACUUCCAUAGAUGUAUGAAGUACCAAAAAGCCUGACGCCCCGCUAGUUGGAUUUAACUACUUUCACUGCCCACAUCAUUUCCUCUUUUAUGAGUUUGCCUUGGAUUAAUUGACCACUUUAGGUAAACAACAAUUGAGAUGUUGUUUCAGCAAAGCAAGAACAUGGAAUUUGUUGUGGUGUAAUAGUAUAUCAGUAUAUUUUGUGGUGACAUGCAAUGCUAUAACUAUGGUAUGAGUCUGUACUCGGAGUUUGUGUCUGUAUUUGCCCAACAUGUAAGAUUUUCCAGUAAAUUGAUGGUAAAGUGAAAGCUGUUUUAAUAAGAACUAAUAAAUGGUCUGUUUUCCAAAA
Messenger RNA from Nematolebias whitei (Rio pearlfish), 1335 nucleotides. It is a transcript of the gene mrpl23, whose product is annotated as mitochondrial ribosomal protein L23. The record is from RefSeq and is a predicted model, not a curated record. Lineage: Eukaryota; Metazoa; Chordata; Actinopteri; Cyprinodontiformes; Rivulidae. Gene Ontology annotation, cellular component: mitochondrial large ribosomal subunit; ribosome. The coding region runs from base 99 to 563 and encodes 154 amino acids. Gene Ontology annotation, biological process: mitochondrial translation. Gene Ontology annotation, molecular function: structural constituent of ribosome. The transcript is spliced from 5 exons.